UUGUGUGAUAUUAACACUCACUAUAACAUAUUUAAUCCUUCUCCGGGUCGAGCUAGCCAAAUUAGAUUCUCUGAGUUAUAUAUAGGGUGCGCCAGAGAAACUUACUUAUUUGAAAAAAUUCCCGCGCGUCGAGUUGGGCGGGUAGAGGGGCAAGAGGGGGCGCAUCUGGAGGGGGAAGUUCCCAAGUUUGUUUCUACCUCCAGUCAGUUGCCAUCAUGCUCUGGUCUAGAGAGCAGCGGGCCUUCGCAGUUGAGAGCUUCUUUUCUAACGGUCGCUCACUUGUUGCUACGCAACGUGCCUUCCGCGCUCGCUUUGAAAUUCCUCCUCACAGACUCGUUCCUGGCCGUAAUUCGAUUCUGUCGUGGGUUAAAUCAUUUCGGGAGUGUGGAAGUGUCGCUAAACCCAGAAAUGGACUUCACCGGACCAUCAGAACUCCGGAAAAUAUCGAAAGAGUGA
Molecule: messenger RNA, 456 nt
Organism: Danaus chrysippus (African queen)
Lineage: Eukaryota; Metazoa; Arthropoda; Insecta; Lepidoptera; Nymphalidae
Source: the annotation of a GenBank genome assembly